Guillardia theta CCMP2712 is the source of this 1602-nucleotide messenger RNA. RefSeq lists its product as hypothetical. The record is from RefSeq and is a predicted model, not a curated record. The transcript is spliced from 17 exons. NCBI's taxonomy places the organism in Eukaryota, Cryptophyceae, Pyrenomonadales, Geminigeraceae. The coding region runs from base 1 to 1602 and encodes 533 amino acids.
AUGAAUUCCCCUCAAAUGGCCAAUCUCAUGAGCAAAACUGCUGCAGCUGCAGAGGAAUUCAAACGUUUGCUGGCUGCCGAACAGCAGUGGGCAGAGGAGAGAGCGCAUUUUCAAAGUGAGAUCAUCAAGAAAGACCAGGAGAUUGAGAAGCAAAUUGCAAAGAUCAAACGUUUUGAGGAGAGUCGAGCAGUGGAGAUGCAGGCGUUGAGGAAAGAAAGAGAGGAGUCCAACCGUGAUAAAGAAGCUGCAUCGACAAGGAUCACUGCAUUGCUGCGAGAGCUUGACCUGAAGGCGCAGAGUGAGGCUCGAUUCAACUUGGAGAAGAAGAGCUGGGCUGAGAGGAUAGAGAGGCUGGAGAAGAUAAAGGAAAAUGCUCGAGAGGAUGCAGAGAGUGCCGGUCAAGAGGUAGCUAGGUUGCAGAAGGCUUAUCAAGAGUUGUUCAGCAAGAGCAGGUUGGAGAAAGAGCAGCUGUCAAGGCAGAUUCAAGUCCUGGAGGACGACAACACAGACAUGAGAGAGAAGAUCGAGACGCUGCAGGAGCAGCAAAAGGCUUCCUCCGCACAGAUAGAGGCCCUGGACGCUGCCAUCUCCGAGGCUCGGCGGGCCAUCAACCACCUCAACAGCGAGAAGAGCGAACUGUCGCAGCAGAUGGAGUCGAUGGAGCAUGAGAUAGGAGAUGUGCUGCAGCAGCUCCACACGGCUCAGAAUGCCCUUGAAGCAGAGAAGGAGGCUCAUAUCGCAGCCCUGGAGAUUGAGCGGAGUGAACGACAACGGCAACAAGAAUUCUUUGGGCAAGCGUUGGCAGAGGCUGAAGGGGAAUCAAGAAGUGCGCACAGUCAGGACGAGAAGUCUUUCUUGCAGCAGAAGAUCUCAAACCUUGAGGAGGCGAUCGCUCAAGAACGAGCAGAAUGGGAGCAGACAUAUCAGCAAAUGACGGAGGCGAUCGCUCGGAAAGAAAUGGAGCAGGAUGCAGCUGCAGCACACUUGGAAGUGAUGCUCCGAAGCGUGGGGGGGAUCUCCAAGAGCGGGAUGGACGUCGGCAUGUCCACUGUAGGACUGUCCAAGACAGGUAGCGCUGCUGCGACCUCUCCAUGUGCCGCACUGAACGUGCUGGAAGCCGACUUGUCAACAGAAGCGAAUGCACUGAGGUCAAUGAAGGUGCACAACCUCAACGACUCGGGGAGAGUGAUCGAGCAGGAUAGCGCGGUGGAGAGCUCGACGUUUCCUUCCCACUCUCCCGUGGGAGCGUUGACCCCACAAGAGCACGACUGGGACGCAGGUGCAGGCGAGGAGAUGCCAAGGUCUCGCCCUCCCUCGCUGUCGAAACGUCAGAGCAGCUCGCCGAUAUCUGGCGAGAGAUCCAAGUCAAAGACACCCGACAUGCUUCCAAGGUACAUGCAGGACCAGAAGCGACCAGACACAGGAACGACGACGGGCGAGGUGACGCAGUUUUGGAAUGUCGGGCUGCGAGCGGAUUUCUAUGGGGUACGAGACCCGGUCGCUGACGCCAAGUCGGAGUCUGAGGAUCGGCACCUCCUCCGCCCCGGACGGACCCCCCUCAACAUGAAGGACGCACGCGACGCUAAGAAGGCCUGGUAUUAA